AUGAGCACAUAUGGGACGCUGCUCAAGGUGACCUCGUUCGGAGAGAGCCACGGAAAAGCAAUCGGGUGCGUAAUAGAUGGGUUCCUUCCAAACAUUGAAAUAAAUUUCGAGUUGAUACAAAAACAAUUAAACAGGAGAAGACCAAAUCAGUCCAAGCUAACGAGUAACCGAAAUGAACAGGAUCAAUUAAUUGUCCUUUCAGGUUUUCAUGAAAAUAAAACUUUAGGAACACCAAUCACUUUCAUAAUUAAUAAUGAAGAUGUGAAAAAAGAAAAUUAUUCCUCCUUGAUAAAUAUUCCCAGACCCGGACAUGGGGAUUAUACAUAUUUUAAAAAAUAUAAUGUGAAAAAUAAAAGUGGAAGUAGCCGUUUUUCCGGCAGAGAAACAGCUACCCGUGUGGCAGCAGGUGCUUGCAUAGAGCAGUGGUUGAACAAAUUUUACCAAUGCACUAUCGUUUGUUAUGUCCACUCGGUGGGCAAUAUAAGGUUACCUGAACAGAUCAUCACAAAUUUUGAACGCAACCCACCCUCGAGAGAUUUAGUCGACACCUAUGGGGCUGUCCAGUACGACGAAAGGAGAGGCAUCUUCAUCGAUUUCUUCCGCAAUGUGUACAACGCUGAUGGGGAGUUACUUCAGGAGGGACCGUUUCCCACUGGAGAAGCCGCUCCCACACAUGAACGCAUAAACAGCACAGGUGAGUACACCCUGCUGCAAACCAGAUGCCCUCAUCCAUUUACGGCAGUCCAAAUAUGUUCAUACAUUUUAAAAUUAAAAGAAGCGGGGGAUAGCGUAGGGGGAGUAGCCACUUGUAUUGUGCAUAAUGUGCCUGUAGGCAUUGGAGAACCUAUUUUUGAAAAAAUGGAAGCAGAAUUGGGCAAAAUUGUUCUUUCCAUUCCAGCAGUGAAGGGUAUCGAAUUUGGUAGUGGGUUUGACGGAACCUACAUGCUCGGGUCGAAUCAUAACGAUGUGUUCACCACGUUGGAUGCAUCACAGGAGAGGCCUUAUCAGAGGGGGUGGACUCUCACGGAUCCGCUUGACAAAAAAGGGGGGGAAGAAAGUCAUGUAGAGGAAGGCAAUGUUUUCGAAAAAAACGACUGCCAUCGAUGCGACCAUACGUUUAAUCGACCCGACCAUACGUUUAAUCGACCCGACCAUACGUUUAAUCGAUCCGACCAUACGUUCACUCGAUUGCGCCAUCGAGUCGACGACUCGAUGCGGGAAGCUUCUCCACCUAGUGACGAAAAACUACUCAUCACAACAACUAACAACUGCGGAGGCAUCUUAGCAGGAAUAACAACAGGAAAUAAUAUUGUCUUCAGAUCGGCCAUAAAGCCAGUGUCGUCCAUACAAAUAGAAAAGGAAACUUGUAAUUUUUUUGGACAAAGGUGUAAACUCAAAGUAAAAGGAAUGCAUGACUGCUGCAUUUUGCCCAGACUGCCCCCCAUCAUUGAAGCCUCCACUAGUAUUGUAAUCGGAGAUAUGAUACUGCGACAAGUGGCUAAGUAUGGCCAUAGCAACCUUCCCUCUGUGGGGCACCUCUCCCCUUCGACGGAGUAG
Molecule: messenger RNA, 1557 nt
Organism: Plasmodium fragile
Lineage: Eukaryota; Apicomplexa; Aconoidasida; Haemosporida; Plasmodiidae
Product: chorismate synthase
Exons: 1
Coding region: 1-1557 (518 amino acids)
Biological process (GO): aromatic amino acid biosynthetic process; chorismate biosynthetic process
Cellular component (GO): cytosol
Molecular function (GO): chorismate synthase activity; FMN binding
Source: RefSeq, a predicted model, not a curated record